CCCUGGUGGCGGAAGUGACGUCGUGUGGGGCGUGUCCGGUCCCGCACAAUGGGCCAUGGAGUUCCCGUUCGAUGUGGACGCGCUGUUCCCGGAGCGGAUCACCGUGCUGGACCAGCACCUGCGGCCUCCGGCCCGCCGACCCGGAACCACAACGCCGGCCCGCGUGGACCUGCAGCAGCAAAUCAUGACCAUUCUAGAUGAACUGGGCAAGGCCUCUGCCAAGGCCCAGCAUCUCCCCGCGCCCAUCACCAGCGCUUCCAGGAUGCAGAGUAACCGCCACGUUGUUUACAUACUGAAGGACACUGCAGCCCGGCCGGCAGGGAAAGGAGCCAUUAUUGGUUUCCUCAAAGUCGGAUACAAGAAGCUCUUUGUACUGGACGACCGUGAAGCCCACAACGAGGUAGAACCACUGUGCAUCCUGGACUUUUAUAUCCACGAGUCAAUGCAGCGGCAUGGCCACGGGAGAGAACUCUUCCAGUAUAUGUUACAGAAAGAGCGAGUUGAGCCACACCAACUGGCCAUUGAUCGACCGUCACCAAAGCUGCUGAAGUUCCUCAACAAGCACUACAACCUGGAGACGACAGUCCCACAGGUGAACAACUUUGUGAUCUUUGAAGGCUUCUUCGCCCAUCAGCAUCGGCCCCCCACUCCCUCUCUGAGGGCAUCUCGACACUCUCGUGCCGCUGAGGUCGACCCCACACCUGCUCCAGCACGGAAGCUGCCACCAAAAAGGGCAGAGGGAGACAUUAAGCCAUACUCCUCCAGUGACAGAGAAUUCCUGAAGGUGGCUGUGGAGCCUCCUUGGCCUCUGAACAGGGCCCCUCGCCGCGCCAUGCCUGCAGCCCACCCACCUCCACGCUCCAGCAGCCUGGGGAACUCGCCGGAUCGGGGUCCCCUCCGGCCCUUUGUGCCAGAGCAGGAGUUGCUUCGCUCCCUGCGUCUCUGCCCGCCACACCCUACUGCCCGCCUUCUGCUGGCCUCUGACCCUGGGGGCAGCCCAGCCCAGCGCAGACGCACCAGCUCCCUUCCCCGCUCUGAUGAGAGUCGAUACUGACAGCCUCCUCCCCUCCCCCUUCCUAAAACCUGCAACCCACUCUUCCAUCGAGAUUUUUUCUCCCCCUUUCUUGAACAGCUGGGUUGCCAGGGUUCUAAAUAGCCUAACGUUUGUAGCUUUUCUUAACCACAGAAGACACCCCACACUCCCAACAUGUGUUCCAAGUACUCUCCAUAGACAGCCCAUUCUGUUCCCAGAACGCUCGGGCUAAAUGGCUCCUACUGACUCCCCUAGAGAGGCACUCUGCUUGUGGUCAGACUCCAGACCAUCAGAGCAAGUCCAAGAGCAUCCUCUGCCAGGGAGAGUGUCCUGUCGAUGGAUAAUUCCCUCCACAGUGCCCACUUGCAGCUCGGAUCCUGCCGCCACACAAACCUGUCAUCAGUCUGCUGAUGCCAGACUGUGAGCAAGCUGUGCCUCAGAGCAGCAGUCCAGGCUGACAAGACAAGGACUCCUUGGCUUCCCAGCAGGGUCCUCCCAACAUUGCCAAACUCUUACUUUCCAAGCGACAGGUAGAUAGAUGUGUCAAAUGUUGCUCUGGGGUCUCUACAGGAGUUCUACAGACACCACCACUUUCCUCAGCUAACCCAAGUCUUUCUCUUGGCGGCAGACCCCAGCAAAGGUCCCAGGGCUGCUUGCUUAGCGGUGUCCCUGAAGAUAAGCCUGGUUCACUCUAACCUCCCUGCCUCCCUAGGAAUAGACUUUUGAGGUUGUGUUGAAAUGACAUGAGGAUCACCCUCCUGCUGCCCUCCCUCCUUCUCCAUAGCAGGAACCCCCUCCCCUGCUUCCAUGCCUUCCGGGGUGUAGACAGAACCUCCCCCCCCCACUCUGAACAUGUGAUGGUAGAUCAGGUGCCCCACUCUGUGUUCCCUCAAGUCCUUGGGAGCAGGACCUCCCUCUCCCCACUUAAUCCUUCCUUCUGCCCUUCAGUGCUGUCUCAAUAAAGUGUGGACUCUUCUGUUUUCUAAAUUGACAUUUUCAACGAAAACCA
Molecule: messenger RNA, 2042 nt
Organism: Cricetulus griseus (Chinese hamster)
Lineage: Eukaryota; Metazoa; Chordata; Mammalia; Rodentia; Cricetidae
Source: RefSeq, a predicted model, not a curated record